This is a messenger RNA of Triticum urartu, 1538 nucleotides long. Its product is annotated as Mitochondrial substrate carrier family protein. NCBI's taxonomy places the organism in Eukaryota, Viridiplantae, Streptophyta, Magnoliopsida, Poales, Poaceae. The record is from RefSeq and is a predicted model, not a curated record.
AGAGAAAAAUUGGGGCAUUCCGAGAAUUGAACUCGGGACCUCUCGCACCCUAAGCGAGAAUCAUACCACUAGACCAAAUGCCCUUUGUUGAUGCUAACAGAAACGAAUCUUCUACAUCAUUACGACUGACCGAUUGCACAAUCUAAUUGUCGUCCUGUGGUGAUUCUGGCGAUAGUUCUUCGGCUCUCCCCCACGAGAACCGGAGCAGGAAUUGCAAGAAGAAUAUAUACCCGAUUCCCUCCGUCCCGAGCUCAAAUCUUGUUUUCCCCCAUCUGCUUGAUCGCCUCGCCUCCCUCGUUUCUUCGUCUCGCGCGACUCGGCCAGGGGGAUCCGGCGCGGAGAGGAAUGACAUCGCCGAUGUCCGGAGACGCACGCACGCCGCCCCGUGGGGCGGCGCCUUACGCUCUGUACCAGUUCGGCACCAGCGGCGCCGCCGUCGCCGUCGCCACCGCCGUCACGCAUCCGCUCGACGUUAUCAAAAUUAGACUCCAAAUGCAGCUUGCUGGGCAAAGAGGAAACUUAGUUGGAAUGGGGGCAAUAUUUACACAAAUGGUAGAAAGGGAAGGGCCUCGAUCACUCUAUCUGGGAUUUGCACCAGCAUUGACUAGAUCCCUCAUCUAUGGUGGCCUUCGAUUAGGAUUGUAUGAGCCCUGCAAACAUGUCUGCAGCUACGCAUUUGGUUCAACAAACUUUGCUUUUAAAUUUGCAUCCGGAGUAGUUGCUGGUGCCCUAGCAACUGCAUUGACAAACCCGAUGGAGGUUUUAAAGGUGAGAUCACAGAUGAGUACAAGCAGAAUUAGUACAAUUGGAGUGACGAGGGAAAUUGUAUCAGAGGAAGGAGUCAAAGCGCUUUGGAAAGGAGUUGGCCCAGCUAUGGUGAGAGCAGGCUGCCUCACGGCAUCACAAAUGGCAACUUAUGAUGAGGCCAAACAGGUCUUGCUGAUGUGGACACCACUUGAAGAAGGUUUUCAAUUACAUCUCAUGUCGAGCUGCAUCGCUGGAACAGCUGGUACACUUGUGACUGCACCUAUUGACAUGAUCAAAACAAGGCUAAUGCUGCAACGGGAGUCCAAAGGUGCCAGAGUAUACAGGAAUGGUUUCCACUGUGCUUACCAGGUUGUCCUGACAGAGGGUGUAAAGUCACUUUAUAAAGGUGGGUUUGCCACCUUCGCAAGGUUAGGCCCUCAAACAGCUAUCACUUUCGUCGCGUGCGAGAAGCUGCGGGAACUCGCUGGAAUGUCUGCUAUUUAGUACCGCAAGAGAUUGAAGAAAAAUACAGUUCAACAUUUGUCUAGUUGGAGAGCAUAUUUUGCUCCACUCAUUUAUCGGCAUUUCUUUCAACAUUCAUGAGGGUCUGUCAGAAUUGUAGUACUGAUUUUUGGAAGGGUAAAUUUUUAGCAUGGGCUGCUUUAAUGGUUAGCCUGUACAGAAUAAGGGUUAGCCUGUACUGAUCAGAUUUUCUCUUCAGGUCACAAAGUUGCGAGUACAGAAUAAUGUUCUGAUUUUCAGUCUGAGCUUCACAUCGUUUAUUUUCUUCA